AUGAAGACAGUCAAGAAAAAUUUGAUCUCGGCCAUAGACAGCGGUGACUCUACAGUUGUCUCGGCAAUUUUAGUCCAGAAGAUCAACACGGUGACCUACAGCGGCAGAAAACUCGUCAACGUGUCGUUGAUUCGCGCAGCCCUGAAAGGACACGAGCAGAUUGUUUCUUUAUUUAUCCAACAAGGCGCCGAUGUGAAUGCUGUGUAUGAUGAUGGGUUAACUCCCUUGAAAGCCGCUAUUGUGUCCAACAACGUGCAUGUUGUGGAGUUGCUCCUUCGAUGCGGGGCUACGACCAAACACGCUCUAAAACACAAAGAGGACAGCCCGCUGCACGUCGCUCUCAAAGCCGGACUCGUCACACAUCCGGUCAUCGGCAUGGAUAAAUGGAACUCCGACCAGCUGACCGAUACUCAGGUGAUUAAACUCAUCAUCAACAGCGGCGUGGACGUCAACCAAAAAUGUUCGGACGGUUACGCCCCGCUUUCUCUCGCCGCUUCGUCCAACAGGGAUGCCAUCGUGACGCAUCUGGUGAAAAAAGGCGCGGAUGUGAAUGCCAAGGACGACAGAUACGGCCUGAGACCGUUAAUCCACGCUGCUGUUGGUGGAUACACGUACGUCAUCAAACUUUUGAUCAAAUAUGGCGCCCAUAUCAAUGGAGCCGACCGUUGGGGAUACACUCCAUUGAUGCUUGCUGCCCAGCUGAAAAAAUCAUCUUCAGUUCUCACUUUAGUCAAGUCGGGCUGUGAUGUCAAUAAAAUCAGCGAUUUUGAUGGUAAGACGGCCCUAAUUUUGGCCACCGAGGCAAACUGUCUCGAGUGUAUGGACAUUUUACUUCAACACGGUGCAGACGUCAACUACGUCAAGCCAAUCCACAAGCCUGGUACUACGGCUCUCAUGAUCGCUGCAAAACGCGGGAACGUGUCAGCUGUCCAACUUCUGCUGACCAAUGGUGCAGACGUGAAUCUGAAUGAUAGAGAUGGCCACACGGCAUUUUCUCUUUCCACUAAUUCAGAAAUCAGGAACUUGUUGCUUAACUCAGGGGCUGACAAUGCCAGAGAAAACCAUUCGGAUUCGUGUUUUACGUUAUCUGCCCUUCAAAAUCUGGUGAUGGAGAAAUCAUUCCAUUUCAACAUUAUGUAGAGUUAAAAAAAUUCAAUCUUCUGUCAUUUCAAUUUUUCACUGAACUUUUACCAGAUAUAGGUGGAUGGUAAUAUAAAAACACUUUCUG
Physella acuta is the source of this 1228-nucleotide messenger RNA. Its product is annotated as putative ankyrin repeat protein RF_0381. Gene Ontology annotation, molecular function: protein binding. NCBI's taxonomy places the organism in Eukaryota, Metazoa, Mollusca, Gastropoda, Physidae. The record is from RefSeq and is a predicted model, not a curated record.